Molecule: messenger RNA, 1806 nt
Organism: Rhopalosiphum padi (bird cherry-oat aphid)
Lineage: Eukaryota; Metazoa; Arthropoda; Insecta; Hemiptera; Aphididae
Product: cullin-2-like
Exons: 10
Coding region: 1-1806 (601 amino acids)
Biological process (GO): SCF-dependent proteasomal ubiquitin-dependent protein catabolic process; protein ubiquitination
Cellular component (GO): Cul2-RING ubiquitin ligase complex; SCF ubiquitin ligase complex
Molecular function (GO): ubiquitin protein ligase binding
Source: RefSeq, a predicted model, not a curated record
AUGUCAAUCAAACCACUCAACUUUCCUGAAUACUGGAGUAAAUUAAAAAAUAUUGUUAAGAAUAUUUUAUCAUUAAAUAGAGUUCCAACCGAAGAAUAUCAAAAAAGUAUCAAUGCUAUUUUUAGUUUGUGUACAUCCUUCCCACAUUCAAACUACGAUAAACUUUAUGAGUUAACAAAGUUGUUGAUAGAGGAACAUAUACUUAAACUAUUACCUGUUGUUCAAACUGAUAAAAGCGAAGAUCAACUAAAAAAUUAUUAUUUAUAUUGGCAGAAGUAUAGUAUACGUAUCAAACUCUUAAAUUUACUUUACCGGUUAUUACAAGCAAAAACUGUGCAGUUUAAUAAAACGUAUGGUAGACAGUUUAUGUCUGGGCACGUAUCAACUAAUCUGAUUCAUAUAGGGAUUGAAGAACUGGGAUUGAAUUUAUGGAAGAGCAAUAUCAUUUUAUUACUGAAAAACAGUAUUUCCAAAUUAGUAUUAGAUGAAAUUGAUAAACAAAGACAUAACAUGUCUAUAACAACAUCUUCGGAUACCAUUGUCGGUGUUAUUAACUCAUUUAUUGAAGUCCAAAUGCCUGGAAGCAAUCAACUAGAAUUUUAUAAAAGUUAUUUCGAACAGCCUUUUUUGGAACAAAGUAGAGACUAUUUUCAACAUGAAGCUGCAAGGUUAUUACAAGAAUUCACGGUGUCUGAGUAUUUGGUUAAAGCAUGUGUAAACUUUGUGGAGGAAGUAAUGAAAUUUCAUAAAAAAUAUGUAUCUAUAGUUAUAAAUGUGUUCAAUAAUAAUCUUCCGUUCAUUGAUGCUAUUGAUAAAGCAUUUACAGUAAUUGUUAAUCAUAAAAUAAUAGAAAAUCAAAGAUCAAUGUCCCCAGAAUAUUUAUCAAAUUACUGUGAUACGUUAUUGAAAAAGUCGUCUAAAGAUAUAUUUAAAAGUAUCUAUCAAAAGCAGCUGGCCACUCGGUUAAUACUUCAACAAAGCCAGUCCAUUGAUGUUGAAGAAAGAAUGAUAAAUCAAUUGAAAAAAGCUUGUGGUUUCGAGUUUACAAGUAAUUUACAUAAAAUGAUAACUGAUGUUAGAGUAUCAGAAGAAUUAAAUGCACAAUUUCAUAAUGAAUUUCUUAAAGCAGUUAGUGAUAAAUUAAAUGUCUCUUUUUCUAUGUUUGUGUUGAAAUCUGAUGUUUGGCCUUUGAAUUUAUCAACUACAUCAUCAUUUGUUUUACCUAAACAACUGAUACCUUGUACACAAUAUUUCGAAGUAUUGUACAAAGAAAAAUAUAAAGGACGGGCGUUAACAUGGUGUCAUCACCAAUCUCGAGGGGAAUUAACAUUGAAUUAUUUACCAAAAACAUAUAUAGUGAAACUACAAACGUUACAAAUGGCAAUACUUUUACUAUUUGAAGACUGUGAUACAUUGAAAUACUCAGAAAUUUACGAUUUACUUCAAGUAACCAAUGAUGAAUAUAAAGACCAUCUUGAAAGCUUAGUCAAAUAUAAAUUAUUAUUGCUUAACGGUGAUAAUGUAAAAUUGAACAUGGCAUUUACCAAUAGUCAUACAACAUUUCAAGUAAAAUUAGAUGGCCAAAAAGAUAGACCAUUACAGACUGAACGGUCUGUUAAGACUGUCAAUGAUGAUCGUAAAAUAUACUUACAGGCUACUAUUAUCCGAAUAAUGAAAGCAUGUAAGACAUUGAAACAUAAACCACUUGUGGAUGAGAUUUUACAAAGUCAACUGUUUAACAUGGUUGAAAAAAAAAUGACACAAAAAGUUAUGUCAGAUGGCAGAUUUUUGUGUACACUCAAAUAA